CAGCUGAUGUGGGCCACUUUGUUGUGGAAGAUUAAGAACUUUUUGUGUACAUUGAACUUUAUUGCAAAAAAAAAUUCUCACAUUUAUGCAUUUUAUUAGCAAUUUUAUGAAUUUAAACACGAAUCUUUAAACCAUUUGUUAUUAAGUUUUGUAAUAAAAUAAAUUUAAAAUGUCUUGUUUUGGGUGUAGCAAAAAAUAUGGAAUGUUUACUAAAGAGUAUGGCUGCCCAAAUUGUGGUUAUUCGUAUUGUGCAAAAUGUCUAAAACGUCCAAUGGCAGUUCCACGGCAAGGUGGUAAAGUUCUUAAUGUCUGCCUAAUAUGCUACGAUAAACUCUCGAAGUUGCAGGCAACAGAAAAAGUUAUCGAUUGUGAGGCAUUACCCGGCACUAUAGUCACCAAACCAUUGUUGAGUCAACAAAAAUCUGAAACUGGAAUUGCUGCUGUCGCUGCUGAUUCAUUGUUUGAGUAA
Messenger RNA from Teleopsis dalmanni, 469 nucleotides. Its product is annotated as abscission/NoCut checkpoint regulator-like. Gene Ontology annotation, molecular function: metal ion binding; phosphatidylinositol-3-phosphate binding. Gene Ontology annotation, cellular component: cleavage furrow; midbody; centrosome. The record is from RefSeq and is a predicted model, not a curated record. Bases 170 to 469 code for a protein of 99 amino acids. Gene Ontology annotation, biological process: mitotic cytokinesis checkpoint signaling; abscission. The transcript is spliced from 2 exons. NCBI's taxonomy places the organism in Eukaryota, Metazoa, Arthropoda, Insecta, Diptera, Diopsidae.